Messenger RNA from Amyelois transitella, 2409 nucleotides. Its product is annotated as mitochondrial import receptor subunit TOM40 homolog 1. Gene Ontology annotation, molecular function: transmembrane protein transporter activity. Gene Ontology annotation, cellular component: mitochondrial outer membrane translocase complex; mitochondrial outer membrane. Gene Ontology annotation, biological process: protein import into mitochondrial matrix. Lineage: Eukaryota; Metazoa; Arthropoda; Insecta; Lepidoptera; Pyralidae. The record is from RefSeq and is a predicted model, not a curated record. The coding region runs from base 1063 to 2190 and encodes 375 amino acids. The transcript has 3 exons.
UUAUUUAUUUUUAUAACCUAAUCUUUAUUUAUUUGUCGAAAUAUUCAUAGGUUGAAAUAAUUAGUUUUACAUUCAUUCAUGUAUUUUUUAAUGUAGACAAUGUGCAUUCGUCCACAAUUUAGAUUUACGAGAUCUAUAUUUGUAAAUUGAAGUCCGGUGAAAAUGCUGCAGUGUAGUUUGUUCCGCCGCUUCUUCUACACAUGCCCUUUGGAAACGGUAGUAGUUAUACCUAAUUAGAUUUAAGUGAUGUGACGUCAAUAAGUGAUACCUUGUGGAUUUUGAAAAUAAAUCUAUUCUAUUGGAUCACUUGUGAUCAUAUCACGGAAGGUCUCUAAGCAAUUCAGUUGCCUGAUGUGUAGGUUUCACAUUUUUUACAUAUUUAAAAAUAUAUAUCUAAUCAUGUCUAUAUCCCUUGCGGUAUAGACAAAGCCAACAGUCUUAAAACACUGAUACAUUCAGCUGUAUGCCUUAAUAAUGGUAUUGAGAUUUUAAUUGUGACAGGUUGUUAGUCCGCAUCGCCUUCAAUUUAUUUAAGAAUUACGACUUAGUCGCCUUUUACGACAUCCAUAGGAAAGAUAAAGUGGUCCUAUUCUAAAGUACUUACUGGAAAUCAAACGGAACUUCUGAACUUUUUAAUCUUUCCUGUCCCGUUUUUGCAGGAAACUAUAAAAUAGGUACGUGAGAUUGGUGACCUCUAGAUUUAAUUGGAACUUUAUCUCAAAACGCCAUUUCCUUAUUUGUGAGAUUAAAUAAUAACAAAAUUUGUUGCGUGUUGUCUGAGAAUGUGUUCAACAGUUAUAUAUCUGCCUAUAAAAGUAAUAGGUAAGUAGUAAAAAUAUUGAAACGUGCCCUUAAGUCUUUUCAAGACUGUUGGCCCUGUCUACCCCGCAAGGGAUAUAGUCGUAUGUAAAUAUUGAAACUAAGUACUCAUUUAAUAGAAAAUACAAAGAAAAUAAAAGAAGUCAAUUUGACAAUAACAUAGGUAAUUCAUGCAAUUUUGUGACGUUUCGAUAAUUUUAUAAUUUAAUUUUUGUUUAAUUACAACUCUACCAAAAAAGUAACAUGGAAACUACCACCCAAUACAAUACACCUUGGUGGACCAACUUACUAAGUACAAUUUACGCUGCAGGAAAAUCUAGGGAAUGUCCAUCAAAAGCAUCCAUUAGGGCAGAUGCUCCACGGGGGAAACAAGGGGCAGGGGACGCGCCUCCGCCGGGGUCCCAAUUGGAACCCUGUGUUUGCCGUCCAAAAGAAUCGAAAGUUACGGCCUCUGAUCGAGGAAAAACGGGAGCCGGCGUUACAGGGUCGCGUAAGGGGCCUUGUUCUGAAAGAGAUCCAGAUGAGCUUCCUGCUGGAGCAACUAACCCUGGUCUCUUACGCUAUAUUCACAACGCUGCCCGCUACCGCCUGCCGCAGUGCUUCGAGGGUGGAAGUGUGUCCGUGAAACAAAGCUCUCAGAGCAACUGGAUUCUAGGACACUCGCUAUCGUUUAGUUCUGUGUCUCCUGGUGGCUAUAAGCUAUUAUUGUCUUACGUGGAUAAAUCAAAACCUUCAGGUCUUCCAUACUUUGUGAUGGAAGCGGCCCCCGGAGGACAAAUGAGUUGCGAAAUGCGAGUCGGACCUUCGCAAGGAACGAGGGCGACUGUAGUAGCGCAAAUCGCUGAUGCUGAGUUCUACAGUUUUGAAAGCAUUUUCGAUGCAUACUUCAAUAGUUUUACGGCUUCUAUUAUUGCGGUCAAUCGUGAAUUUAUAGCAAUGCAUUAUUUACAGGCUAUCACGGAGCAGAUAUCAUUAGGAGCCGAGAUAGUGGCGCGGGGGCAGGCCACGGAACUAAGCUCUGCAUCUGGCGCCGGUCGAUGGGUCAGUGACGAGCAUUCCAUCAGCGCCACCCUCGGCAAUAGGGGCUUAGACCUGUGCUACGCGAGGGUUAUCACUCCAUAUCUCACCGUGGCUGGUAUGCUUGAGGUUGGAUUCGCAAUACGCAGAGCAGUAGCCACUCUGGCUUACGAAUGGCGCAGUGAGGACUGGACGGUGCGCGGGUCUGCCGACUCCGACGGGCUGGUGGGGGCCACGCUGGAGCGCGCGCUGGGCGGCAAGCACGCUGAUCUGGCCUGCGCCAUCUCCGCGUUGCUCAACCACCCCAACGACAAAUUCAGGCUCGGCUUUGGGAUUACCGCCGCUAUUGUCUAGUUCCACACUCUCAUAUUUUGAUCAAUAACCCACCAAUUACUCUUAUGUUUCAUAUGAAUUUUCUUCGUUUUCAGAUAAGUUAGGUAAUCUUAGAGUUAUCCUUAUAGAUACUUAUAUCCCAAUUUUAAUAUUAGAUUAUUUUAUAAUUUUAAUACGAAUAUUAUAUAGGAGUGUUUACAAUUAUGUCUUACGUUUACGAUUAAAUAAAAUUUGCACUUA